CACAAGUGGGCCAGGAUUGCCCUAUGAGCCCAAAGCUUUGACCGAGGAACGACUAGGCGCCAUGCGCCUUUAAGCCAAGGCCAUUUACAGGGGUCUACCCCAAAGACCUAAAACUCCCGCCAAAAUGAGGCCGAAGCCAAACGCAAUAAACGCAAAAGAAGGCAAAAAAGAAAAGAAACAACUGAAGCCUGUGUCAUAGAUUACCAAUUCCGUUGUUUGCGUGCGAAUCCUCCGCCAUAUAGUAUCAACACGGACUGAUGGUUUCCUACCAUGUCCGUGCUGAGCGCAGCUGAGGAUUUGGAAGCCCGGCUGGCAGCUAUUGAGCUGGAAAGUCGUCUUAACAAGGAGGAGACUCGUCUGGAGAUUAGCCGGCUGGUUGCUUCUGAGCAGGCGAUCAACGCUGAGCUGGCGAUUCUGCGGGCAAGCAACCCGGAAUAUGCUAAAAUCCUCCGCCGCAGCAUCGUUGCCGACGUGCACAAUUACCUGCAAACAGCAGCCGGGCCGCGCCGCACAGUGGGAGACGGCUUUGAGCAUUGGGACGCAUACGUAUUGCGCCUCAUUGAGGAACGAGGACCGAAGUGGUUCAAGGACAAGCUGGCGUUCCCAAUCACGUGCGCAGGGCUCCUGUCCAAAGGCCCAGAGACCGCCUUCGACGACGGCUGUAAAGCCGCGCACCAGCUGCGCGCCCGGAAGCCGGAGGUCUUCCGGGCAACGUACCUGGCGGGUCUGCCCGACGAGGCACGGAGCGAGUGGGAGGCGCUGCUCGAGUUCCUCGUUACGAAGGAGUCUCAGGGAGCUCGCUCGUGACGGUGCAACACCUGCGUCCCAAGGCGGCAAGAGCGGGGCUGGAAGCUAGCUCUAUGAUGCCGGUGGAGGCCCAGAGCCAGCAGCAGCUCAUUCAAGUGCGGCUGGUGAAGAGGGAGCUUGAGGCGAUGGAAGGCAUGGAAGGUGAUGACGCCAUCCAGGGGCUGAGGCAGCGUGGCUUUGUGAGCAAGGAGGAGGGAUUGCGUUGAUGAUGGCCUGCGUCAAGGAGGCACGUUUAUGUGGGAAUUAGAAGACGGAGUUACGGGACCUCAUUUGCCUUGCAUACAUCUGUGUCAACUUGUGGAGGUACGAUAAGGACUAAUAGGACUUCGGUUGCAUGCAAGUUAGAGGGCUUAAAUGCCUGGCAAAAAGUUGCUGGAAUAGCCUCAAAGACCGCUGCUGAUGACAACAGCAGCUGGGGCGCCACGGGUUUGCCAGCGCCACCUGGGCGGCUGCGGGUGAAGGGGUUUGCAAUAGUGCAGCAGACAUGGGUGCGAAGU
This is a messenger RNA of Astrephomene gubernaculifera, 1304 nucleotides long. NCBI's taxonomy places the organism in Eukaryota, Viridiplantae, Chlorophyta, Chlorophyceae, Chlamydomonadales, Astrephomenaceae. The record is from the annotation of a GenBank genome assembly.